AUGAAGUUCCUCAAGGUCGGCCGAGUCGCCAUCAUCACCCACGGCCGUUAUGCCGGCAAGAAGGUCGUCAUCAUCCAGCCUGUCGACUCUGGCAACAAGGCUCACCCCUUCGGCCACGCCCUGGUCGCCGGCAUCGAGCGCUACCCCUCCAAGAUCACCCGCCGCAUGAGCAAGACUCGCCAGGAGAAGCGCAACAAGAUCAAGCCCUUCGUCAAGCUCGUCAAUUACAACCACUUGAUGCCCACCCGCUACACCCUGGAGCUCGAGGGUCUCAAGGGUGUUGUCAGCAACGACACCUUCAAGGAGGUCACCCAGCGUGAGGACGCCAAGAAGACGGUGAAGAAGGUUCUGGAGGAGCGUUACACGAGCGGAAAGAACAGAUGGUUCUUCACGCCUCUUAGUAUGUCACUCCCUCCAUCGGUCGUGUGGUACCUCGGUUCUCACGAGGAUGAUCUUCGCGUCGGCCCAUGA
This is a messenger RNA of Colletotrichum orchidophilum, 471 nucleotides long. Its product is annotated as ribosomal protein L27. Gene Ontology annotation, biological process: translation. The coding region runs from base 1 to 471 and encodes 156 amino acids. Gene Ontology annotation, molecular function: structural constituent of ribosome. Gene Ontology annotation, cellular component: ribosome; cytosolic large ribosomal subunit. NCBI's taxonomy places the organism in Eukaryota, Fungi, Ascomycota, Sordariomycetes, Glomerellales, Glomerellaceae. The transcript is spliced from 2 exons. The record is from RefSeq and is a predicted model, not a curated record.